Microplitis mediator is the source of this 2849-nucleotide messenger RNA. RefSeq names its product GPI ethanolamine phosphate transferase 1 (gene PIG-N). Lineage: Eukaryota; Metazoa; Arthropoda; Insecta; Hymenoptera; Braconidae. The coding region runs from base 249 to 2813 and encodes 854 amino acids. Gene Ontology annotation, biological process: GPI anchor biosynthetic process. Gene Ontology annotation, cellular component: endoplasmic reticulum membrane. The transcript is spliced from 8 exons. The record is from RefSeq and is a predicted model, not a curated record. Gene Ontology annotation, molecular function: mannose-ethanolamine phosphotransferase activity.
AAAGUAAAGCGAGAUAAAAAAUAAUAAAAACGACAGUAGAGUCAUCUUGGAUGAUUCAAGUAGAAGUAGACAAAAUAAAUUUUCAAUAAAAUGUAAACACAAAUUUGAGUACUGACUAGAAAUUUAAAAAAUAAGCAUCUAGAAUUAUGGUAUUUAUAUUUAAGAAUUUAAAUUAUCAACCAAAGCUUUAAGUAGUCAAUUAAAAUAAAUCAACGAAUUAGCAAAGUAUAAAAAAAAUAACAAUAAAAAUGCCGGGUCAUAAACAAUCAACAGAGGGAUAUUUAUUUGGAGUUUGUGGUGUCAUAGUGCACUUAAUUAUUUUAUGGGGUGUAUUGGAUGCUAAUUUUUAUUCUCCAGUAUUAAAUGACUUGCCAUCAGUUAAACCUCUCUCAGGAGCACCUGCCAAACGUUUGUUUUUAUUUGUCGCCGAUGGAAUGCGAUACCGAACAUUCAGUUCUGAGCCAGCGCCUUUUCUCAAAAACAUCAUCAAGACACAAGGAACAUGGGGCGUGUCGCACACAAGAAUGCCGACAGAGUCACGACCUGGCAAUGUAGCGAUAGCUGCUGGUCUUUAUGAAGAUCCGAGUGCUUUGUUCAAAGGCUGGAAGGAAAAUCCAGUUGAGUUUGACUCAAUAUUUAAUCAGAGUACGGUGUCAUGGGCUUGGGGAAGUCCUGAUAUCAUUCCAAUGUUUGUCAAAGGAAGUCAUUCAAAUGUACACGGCGACAGUUAUCCGGCAGAAUGGCAGGACUUUGACAAGGCUUCCAAUUCUCCAAUAACCCUAGACUCGUGGGUUUUUAAAAAGUACUUCGAAUGGCUGGACAAAGAAGCAGUGACGAUUAAAAACCAAAAGGGAGUCGUGUUGUUCUUCCAUUUACUCGGUUGUGAUACUGCAGGUCACGCCAGCAAACCCCAUUCAAAAGAAUAUAAAGACAACUUGAAGUUCGUCGACCAGAAGAUCAAAGAAGUUGUGAAAAGUGUUGAUAACUUUUUUGGAGACGGUCGUACCGCUUAUGUAUUUACUGCUGAUCAUGGAAUGACUGACUGGGGCUCACAUGGCAGUGGCUCCGACGACGAAACUGAAACACCUUUCAUUGCUUGGGGUGCUGGUGUCAAUCAUCUUCCAGGUCGUCGUGAUAUUGACCAAGCCGACAUUACUCCUCUGAUUGCAUCACUUCUUGGAAUUUCAAUUCCUACUAAUAAUGAAGGAGUACUACCAAGAUUAUAUUUACAAUCUGGUAAUCAAGAGUACGGCGCACGUGCUUUAUUAAAUAAUAUAAAACAAUUACUGAACCAAGUUAAGGGAAAUCGUUUGGUAGCAAGUGGAGAAGGUUCGUCGUACUCUAACUGGCGGGAACGCGAGCUGGAAAAAAUGAUUGAGAAAAUUGAAAAAUUGCUCCAUGACAAUAAAGUCGUUGAAUCUAUCAGAGUUGCCGAAGAGACUGUAAAUAAAUGCAAAAGUGUUCUGCAUUACUACCGACAGUAUCAAAAAAAUCAGUUGAUCGUCUACUUGACUUUGAUGUGGCUCGGAUGGAUUGUUUUGUUGGUUUUAAAAAUAACCGGGACACCACGAAGUCAUCUGACAAAUUACAAAAUAAAAAGCGCAUAUCACACAGUACUUAAUAUAAGUUUCAUAGCCGCUGUGGUGAUACUGAUCGUCGAGCAUCUUGUGUCAGGUAGAAAAGAUUCCCGAGUUAUUUACUAUGGCAUAGCGGCAUUUAUAUUUAUCUGGCUCGGUUGCUGUGCUGCGAUGGUACUGGUUCCAGUUUAUCACGUCAAAAAAAAUGAAUCAUUGAGAAUAAUUAUCGGCGGUACUGUUUUAUUAUUACUGACAAUGUCUGCUGGUUUAUUUAACAAAUUAUUCUUUAGUUUGGCGAUGGUAAUAACAGCUGUCAUGCAGAAAUUAACAAUUAAAAACACUGAUAAGCUAUUAAUCUUAACGGCUUUGGCGCUUGCUAUUUAUCCGGCGUUGCCUACUGUAAAACCAGAGCCCCAGACUGGGAUAGUGCUGAUAAGCGUGGCCGUGGCAGCGGUGGGUUUAGUGAUACACAAUUUGCCCUCGCAUAUAUUAGUAAUCGAAUUGAUACGGCUGUCACUCACCACGUUGAUAUUAACGGGUGACAUUGACGGCAGAACGGGAUUGUCGUGGAUUAUUUUAGCCACCAGUCCGAUCAGUAUAUUUUUGCACCCAGCAGAUGACGUUAAAAAAAGACUGACUGGUGUAACUUACGGGCUAUUUAGCCCUUUGGUGCUGCUGUCAGCUUCCUACGAGCCUCAAGUUUUUUUACUGCUUGCGGUUCAUUUGAUGAGACUCCUGGACAAUGACAAUAAUGAGCAAGAGUUGAAAGCAACUGGACACUGCAGGAGAUCAUUGAGUCCGUCAGAUCUCGUCACGGCUGCUUACUUAAUGCUGUACAUACUGCUGUCAUUUUUCGGAACAGGAAACAUGGCGAGCAUCAGUUCAUUCGAUCCGAUGUGGACGAAGCAUUUCAUCACACUCUUCUCACCUUUCACGAUGUCCGCAUUGAUUUUGCUGAAACUCGGGAUUCCAUUAAUUCUAGUCGGAUGUGCGAGCCGCGUGCUCGCGUCAUCCUCAAUAUUUUUAGCAGUUUUGCUGCUGGGUGACUGUCUGUCUCUGCCACUGAUGUUCACUGUUACGGCUCAAGGCAGUUGGCUAGACAUAGGAACUGCAAUAAGUCGUUACACCAUCGCAGUGACACUUCCGUGUCUCUUUUUAAUUCUCUACCAUCUCUCAUGUCCGCUGAUGACUGUUGACUUUUCUUCGCGAAAGACUAUGAAGAAACAUCUAGUUUAGGUUUUAUUUAAAUAAAAUUAUACUCAGACUUUUAAU